GGAGCGGCCGCCAUCAUGGCCUCCGCCGCCGCGCACCCGGCCCCCCCGCCCGCCGCCGCCCCGGCCUCCGCCGCCGCGUCCGCCGUUCCGCCGCCGCCCCCCGCCGCCGCCGCCGCCGCCCCGGGCAUCCUGAUCGGCGACCGGCUGUACUCGGAGGUGUCGCUCACCAUCGACCACUCGCUCAUCCCCGAGGAGCGCCUCUCGCCCACCCCGUCCAUGCAGGACGGCCUGGACCUGCAGUGCGAGACCGACCUGCGGAUCCUGGGCUGCGAGCUGAUCCAGGCGGCCGGCAUCCUGCUGCGCCUGCCGCAGGUGGCGAUGGCGACCGGGCAGGUGCUGUUCCACCGCUUCUUCUACUCCAAGUCCUUCGUCAAGCACAGCUUCGAGAUCGUCGCCAUGGCGUGCAUUAACCUCGCGUCUAAAAUCGAAGAGGCGCCUCGGCGGAUAAGGGACGUGAUCAACGUGUUCCACCACUUGAGGCAGCUCAGAGCCAAAAGGACUCCAAGCCCCCUGAUACUUGAUCAGAACUACAUAAACACCAAAAAUCAAGUAAUCAAAGCAGAAAGGAGGGUACUGAAGGAGUUGGGAUUUUGUGUUCAUGUCAAGCAUCCACAUAAGAUCAUUGUUAUGUAUUUACAAGUCUUAGAGUGUGAACGUAACCAAACCCUGGUACAGACAGCCUGGAAUUACAUGAAUGACAGCCUGCGAACAAAUGUGUUUGUUCGCUUUCAGCCAGAGACUAUAGCAUGUGCUUGCAUUUAUCUUGCUGCUCGAGCUCUGCAGAUUCCGCUCCCUACCCGCCCGCACUGGUUCUUGCUCUUUGGCACUACGGAGGAGGAGAUCCAGGAGAUAUGCCUAACGACCCUUAAGCUCUACACCAGAAAGAAGCCCAAUUACGAGUUACUGGAUAAAGAAGUGGAAAAGAGGAAAAUGGCACUACAGGAAGCUAAACUGAAGGCAAAAGGCUUAAAUCCAGAUGGAACUCCAGCACUUUCAACACUGGGUGGCUUUUCUCCUGCAUCUAAACCAUCUUCUCCAAGAGAAGUGAAAACUGAAGAGAAGAGUCCGGUACCUUUGAAUACGAAAACCAUUAAAAAAGAGCCAGAAGAAAGGCAGCAAGCUUCCAAGAGCCCUUACAAUGGCAUGAGAAAAGAAAGCAAGAGAAGUAGGAGCAGCAGAAGUGCGAGUCGGUCCAGGUCAAGAACAAAGUCGCGGUCCCGAUCUCAUACUCCCAGGCGGCACUACAACAACAGGCGGAGUCUGUCUGGGACAUACAGCUCGAGGUCGAGAAGCAGGUCCCGCAGCCACAGCGGCAGCCCCCGCAGGCACCACAACCACGGCUCGCCACACCUGAAGACCAAGCAUGGCAGGGAAGAGCUGAAGAGCGCAAACAGACACGGUCACAAAAGGAAAAAAUCUCGUUCGCGUUCGCAGAGCAAAUCCAGGGAUCACUCUGAUGUUGCCAAGAAACACAGGCACGAGAGGGGGCACCACAGAGACAGGCGCGAGAGGUCCCGCUCCUUCGAGAGAUCCCACAAAGGCAAGCACCACAGCAGCAGCCGCUCAGGGCACAGCAGGCACAGGCGCUGAGGUUUGAGCCUGCACUAGGUUCUAGUGAAGCCUGUACAUAACACAGUGAACGGACUCGUUUGAGAGCAAGGGAAUCGAUUAGGAUUUGAUUAAUUUAAACCCGGUAUCUGAUUUUUUUUUUUUUUUUUUUUUUUUCUAAAACACCUAGGGCGUUUUUCUUUUGGGAAAGAAACUGUUACCAACUUUUGCACAUAAUACCUUAGCAGUAUCGGAUUGAUGGAAAACAACGAUCAGGUUAAAUUGUAUGUAUUAGAGUUGUGUAUUGUUUAUUGAUAUGAGAACUGGAGAAUGGAUUUCUGUACAAAAGCGAAAUGUACCUUAUUUUUAUACAAGUCAAUUGCAGACACUUAUAUUUAAGUAUAGUUAUUUGUUUAAACGAUGGUGGAUACUUUCUUACACUGGUUUUAGUCUGCAUGUGUUCAAAGAUUUUUACAAGAAAUAAAAUAUAAGGCUUUUUCUACUGCCUAUUGGAUGUCAAA
This is a messenger RNA of Numida meleagris (helmeted guineafowl), 2069 nucleotides long. It is a transcript of the gene CCNL1, whose product is annotated as cyclin L1. Bases 16 to 1590 code for a protein of 524 amino acids. NCBI's taxonomy places the organism in Eukaryota, Metazoa, Chordata, Aves, Galliformes, Numididae. The record is from RefSeq and is a predicted model, not a curated record. Gene Ontology annotation, biological process: regulation of transcription by RNA polymerase II. The transcript has 11 exons. Gene Ontology annotation, molecular function: cyclin-dependent protein serine/threonine kinase regulator activity. Gene Ontology annotation, cellular component: nucleus.